AUGGCCGACCAAUUCAAGGCGCGAACGCUUAAGCGCAAGAACGUCAAGGGCCUCGCCCUGAACGCUGCCCCGAAACCUACCUCCAACCCUUCCGACGGCGAUGCUCAGGCGUCCGGCGCCGCGGGAAAUGGCGACUCCAACCGCACCGAUACCCUGGAGAUCGGCCUAGAGUUUCGUCUCGACCUGCGUAGCGAAGAUUUGGUUCCCUUGAAGGAACUGGGGGCCGGAAACGGUGGCACUGUCUCCAAAGUCAUGCACGCCUCCACCAAGGUGGUCAUGGCUCGAAAGAUCAUCCGGGUCGACGCGAAGGAGAACGUGAGGAAGCAGAUCUUGCGAGAGCUCCAGGUCGGACACGACUGCAACUCCCCCAAUAUCGUCACCUUCUACGGCGCCUUCCAGAAUGAAGCCAGAGAUAUCGUGCUGUGCAUGGAGUACAUGGAUUGCGGCUCGCUGGAUCGGAUAUCCAAGGACUUCGGCCCCGUGCGUGUGGACGUACUGGGCAAGAUCACCGAGUCCGUCCUCGCGGGUCUGGUUUAUCUGUACGAAGCGCAUCGCAUCAUGCACCGGGACAUCAAACCCUCAAACAUCCUCGUCAACUCGCGCGGUAACAUCAAGCUCUGCGAUUUCGGCGUCGCAACCGAGACGGUCAACUCGAUCGCAGAUACAUUCGUCGGCACAUCGACCUACAUGGCCCCGGAGAGGAUUCAGGGUGGCGCAUACACAGUCCGCUCGGAUGUCUGGAGUGUUGGAUUGACGGUGAUGGAAGUGGCUGUGGGUCGGUUCCCCUUCGAUACGUCGGACUCGUCGGCGGGCGACCGUGCCAGCGCGGGACCGAUGGGCAUCUUGGAUUUGCUGCAGCAGAUUGUGCAUGAGCCGGCCCCGAAGCUGCCCAAGAGCGACGCGUUCCCUCCCAUCCUGCACGAUUUCGUCGCCAAGUGUCUGGUCAAGAAGCCGGAGGAACGCCCGACCCCUCGGGAACUUUAUGACAAGGAUGCGUUCCUGCAGGCCGCCAAGCGGACCCCGGUUGAUCUCCAGGAAUGGGCCAUCAGCAUGAUGGAGCGUCACAACCGCAAGUCAUACCUGGCUCCGCCGCCUCCCAAGUCGCUGAAAGAAGAGCCUCCGGUCUCGAACCCGUCUCCCAAGCCCCAGUCCAGCCAGUCCGGCCAUUCCACCAAGCCCGCGCGCACGCCCCAGUACGCCCCUGCCCCGUCCUCGGGCGACAUCCCCUUGAACGUGGGCCACGACGCCCCCUCGCACCACCAGUACAGUUACUUCCCCGCGAACCCGUCGCCUCGGCCCUCGCGCACCACACGCUCACCGCCGAUUUCCCUCGAGCAUCUCUCCUUGGAAGACGAAUACCGAUCCGGCCGUCGUCGGACUCCCGUUGGGGGUGCGUCUUCCGGCCUGGAGCCUCCCAUGCACCCCGGGAUGGGAACUCGCUCGGCCAGCUCGCACAACACCAAGUCACGGAUGCCUCUGCAGUCGGCGGCGGCUUUGCCCGUUCGGAUGGCGCCUCCCCCGAGCGGUCCUCUGCCUCCGCCUCCCAGCGGCGGGUCGUGGCAACGCCCGUCCAACUCCAUGCGCGGCGACCACAUGAGCGGCGCUGUCUAG
Messenger RNA from Aspergillus heteromorphus CBS 117.55, 1611 nucleotides. It is a transcript of the gene ste7, whose product is annotated as MAP kinase kinase Ste7. The coding region runs from base 1 to 1611 and encodes 536 amino acids. The record is from RefSeq and is a predicted model, not a curated record. Gene Ontology annotation, molecular function: ATP binding; protein kinase activity. Lineage: Eukaryota; Fungi; Ascomycota; Eurotiomycetes; Eurotiales; Aspergillaceae. Gene Ontology annotation, biological process: protein phosphorylation. The transcript is spliced from 4 exons.